UGGCCCUAUUGAAUUGCUCCGCUCCGUGUUUUACGCGCGCUCCCCCUCCUUUCCACUGAACUCCAGCCCCUCACGCUCUCUCUAUCAGCCUCUCAUUCCGUCUCAAUAUGUCUCAAGAUGGCGGCCAAUGCGGGAUCGAUGUUUCAAUAUUGGAAGCGCUUUGAUUUACAACAGCUCCAGAAAGAGCUGGAUGCCACCGCCGCAGCCCUGGCCAAUCGACAGGAUGAGAGCGAGCAGUCCAGGAAAAAGCUCAUCGACCAGAGCCGAGAGUUCAAGAAAAACACUCCAGAGGAUCUACGGAAGCAGAUAGCUCCCCUGCUCAAGGGAUUUCAAGCAGAGAUUGACGCCCUGUGCAAGCGGAGUAAGGAGUCGGAGGCAGCUUUCCUCAACGUCUACAAGAGAUUAAUUGAUGUCCCAGACCCUGUGCCGGCCCUGGAGGUUGUGCAGCAGCUGCAGCUGGAGCCCCAGAAGAUGUUGGACGAGGAGACGCAGAAGCAGGAGGACAUGGAAACACACCAGGAGCAGGAGCAGGAGCAGGAGCAGCCGCAAAACCACGAGCUCACCAUCAAAGCACUUCGAGAGAAGAUAGAGGAGUACGAGAGGUCACUAGCGAGUCGGGAAUCGGAGGAGCGGAAACAGGAACAGAAAGAGGAGAAGAAGGAGGAGGAGGAGGAGGAGGAGGACACCCGGCCCAGCAACUCCACACAGACAGACAGGGAGCUUCCGGAACAGCACGAUGCUCUGGCCGCCAGACUACAGGAGACCGAGCUGAAAACACACACCUUAGAGACAGAACUUGAAACAGCCCGGACAGAGUUGAAGGAGCUGAAGGAAAAGUACAACGAGGAAGAGGCCGAAAAGGCCAGCAGGAUGGAAGCCAUGAUGUCAGACCUAGAGAAAGCCAAUCAGAGAGCGGAAGCAGCAGAGAAGGAAAUGGAGAGCCUGCGAGAGCAGCUGGCCUCCUCCACCACCUCCACCUCCACCAGCAGCAGCAGCAGCAGCAGCAAGACCAGGUCUCCUCACAAGUCAGCACCACACAGUCUAAAGGACGCAGACACACAGACUGAGGACACAGCCAAGGCAGAGGCGGCAUCGUCUGUGGCUCCUGACGCUCCAGUCACGGAGGACGUGUGCAUGCGUGACGCGGAGGACGGCCAGCGACUCCAGGAAACCGACAACGUGUCCAUGCGUGACGCGGAGGAGGAGCACGGUCCCGAGGCGGAGGCAGACGAGUCCAAGCGGGACAACGGAGAGAAGGCGGCGCGGACUCGGAGCCCGGAACACGACGCGUCGGGUGCGCGUGACGGAGAGCUCCCGUAUGACGGGGAGCUUCCGCACCUCAAAGAGGACGCGUCUAGCCGCGACGGGGGCGAUGUUCGGAGGCCGGACCAGGGCGCGGGCUCGGAACGCGACGGGGAGGUCCAGCGCCUGCAGGACGACGUGUGCGCGCGGGACGGAGAGGUGCGGAGGCUGGAGCAGGACGUGUGCGCGCGCGACGGAGAGGUGCGGCGUCUGGAGCAGGACGUGACGCGGCUGCAGGCCAGCCUCGCCCAGCUCAGCCAGAGCUCCAGCACACGCAUCGGCCAGCUGCAGCACCAGCUCAACAGCAAGGACUCCACACUCAAGCACCUGGAGAAGAAGUUGCAGGAGCAGUCUGACUACGAAGAGGUCAAGAAGGAGCUGAGCCUCCUGAAGUCCAUGGAGCUGAGCACAUCGUCGGAGAGGUCCACAGCACAGGAUGGCUAUAAGCCGUUGGAGAUGUUGUUACUGGAGAAGUGUGGUAGUAUGCAGUCGGAUCACCCCCUGCAGCGGUCGACCAACAGCAGCCUGAGCGGCUCCUCAUCUCAUCAUCGCGGUGACAAAGACUCCUCCUCCGGCGACACCCACCAGCGACUUCCUGCCACGCCCAUCCCAAGCCCCUCCCCCCUGCGAAGCCCCCCGCCUCCCCCCUCCUCCCUGCUCCUCCUCCCCCCGCGAUCCUCCUCCGGGAGCAUAGCGAUCCCCAUCUCCUCCUCCAUCUCCUCCUCCAUCACCUCCUCCUCCUCCUCAGACCCCCUCUCCUCCUCCGCCGCCAGCAUCAGUGCCAACGGUGCCCACCCCUUCUCCCCAGCCAGCCUGGCCGCAGCCGCCGACCUGCUGCCCCCCGGCAUGGCGGGGCUGGGCGCGGGUCCCCUGGCACCGCUGGCUGGCAAGGUGGCGCUCAGCUCGCUGCUCCAGCGCCAGCUGAUGCACAGCUUCUACAGCAAGGCCCUGCAGGACUCCUCGCUGCUCUUCCCCGGCGGGGGUGGCACCGGUCACCCGCACCCCCACGGCCACCCGCACCCGCACGCCCACGCCCUCUCCGCCAGCCCGCUGCCCAGCCAGCCGGCCGCCGCCAGCCCUGACGCCGCCAACGGCUCGGCGCCCUCGCCCAGCCGCUCGGAAGGCGCCGGAAGCGCGUCCGAAGGGGAGGACAUGGACACGGCGGAGAUCGCGCGACAGGUGAAGGAGCAGCUGAUCAAGCACAACAUCGGGCAGCGCGUCUUCGGCCACUACGUGCUGGGGCUGUCUCAGGGCUCGGUCAGCGAGAUCCUGGCGCGGCCCAAGCCCUGGAGCAAGCUGACGGUGCGCGGCAAGGAGCCCUUCUACAAGAUGAGGCAGUUCCUGUCCGACGAGCAGAACAUCCUGGCCCUGCGCAGCAUCCAAGGACGCCAGAGAGAGAACCCAGGCCAGAACCUGAACAGGGUCUUUCAGGAGGUUCCGAAGCGAAGAACCGGCUCCGAAGGCUCCUCACGGCCAGGUAACAUCACCACGCGUAUCCGCACCCCUGAGAGUGGCUCGGACGAGGCCAUCCGCUCCAUCCUGGAACAGGCCAAGAGAGAACUGCAGGUCCAGAGAGCAGAUGGUGUGGGAGAGAGCGAGCCACCUCCCGCUUACCCACGGGGCUUUGGAAGCUUCUCCCAAAAAUAUGCCCACAUUCUCAGCCUGGUGGAGUCCUCCCUCCCUGCCACCUCCUGCGGGCCGGCCGAGGCCAUGCGGCACGUCAUGGAGAGCCAGGCGGCCUCUCUCAAGGCCUCGCUGCCCCAGACCGAGCUCUCCCUCCUGGGCCCCAAGCUGCUCGCCUCGCCCCUCUCCUACUCGCCCAUUGCCCUGUCUCUGAAGAAGCACCCGGCCAGCCCGGCACCUCUGGCCGACCCCCCCACCGCCGUGGUGAAGAAGGAAGCCGGAGAGGACACGCCCAUCUCUGACACGCCCCUCCUGCUGGGCGGGGUCUCCUCCUCCUCUUCCUCCUCCGCCUCCUCCGCCCUGUCCGCCUGGAGCAACUCCGGCUGGGGCAGCAUCCAAUCGGAUCGCCGCUGGGGCGGGGCUCUGCUGAUGACUGACGACAUGCUGGGCCAAGACGAGCUGAAAGAGCAGAAGCCUCCUCGCCUGCCUGCUGUGUCCAUGCCUCCCUCCUCCCUGGACCCCUGGAAGGACUGGGGCAUCAGCAGUGGUGGAGGCCUCAGCGUUUCCUCUAGGGACGGAGGUAUAAGGGACGGCGGUAUAAGGGAUGGUGGUGGUGGUGGUGGCGCGGACUCCCCGUACCCCCAGACGUCCCCCCAGAGCAGCCCGCUGCCCUCCUCCUCCCCCUCGCCCCUGCUGGGGCUGGCCAAGCCGGCCAAGGCCCCCGUGCCGCCCCUCACGCCCGAGCAGUACGAGCUCUACCUGCACCAGGACGUGGACACCGUGGAGCUCACCCAGCAGAUCAAGGAGCGCCUGGCCAAGAACGGCAUCUGCCAGCGCAUGUUUGGAGAGAAGGUGCUGGGUCUGUCCCAGGGGAGUGUGAGUGACAUGCUGUCUCGGCCCAAGCCGUGGAGCAAGCUGACCCAGAAGGGGAGGGAGCCCUUCAUCCGCAUGCAGCUGUGGCUCAGCACCGAGCUGGGACAGGGCCUGCUGCAGCUGCAGCCCACCGCGCAAGACAUGAUGACCCCCAAGACCUCGGCCAGCUGCAGCCCCGCCCCCGAGUCUCCGGUCAGUUCGGCGGAGGAGUCGGUGAAGAGCCAGGACCCCGAGCGCAGCAGCACCGGCAGCCUGAGCGCCGCCGUCGCCUCACUCCCCCUCCCUCUCCCUCUCCUCCGAGACGGCUCUGCCCUCCUCCUGGCCUCCUCCUCCUCUACCACCAACACCACCUCCUCCUCCUCAGCCUCCGCCUCCGAGCAAGGGGAUGCAGCUGGGGGCAGCGGCAGUGGUGGGAGUAGUGCCCCUGGUGGUGGUGCUGGAGGUCUGGAGUCCCAGCAGGGCAACAACGCCGGGCUCUCGCUGCCCCUGCCGCUGCCCCUGCCGCUGCCGGGCCCCCCGGGACUCACCAUCCAGGAGAUGGUGGCCAUGUCCCCCGAGCUGGACACCUACGUCAUCACCAAGAAGGUCAAGGAGGUGCUCACUGACAACAACCUCGGCCAGCGUCUGUUUGGAGAGAGCAUCCUGGGCCUGACUCAGGGCUCCGUGUCGGACCUGCUGGCGAGGCCUAAGCCCUGGCACAAGCUGAGCCUGAAGGGGAGGGAGCCCUUCGUACGCAUGCAGCUGUGGCUCAGCGACCCACGCAACGUGGAGAAACUCAUGGACAUGAAACGCAUGGAGAAGAAAGCAUACAUGAAGCGUCGGCACAGCUCGGUGAGCGAGGCGGUGCCCAGUGGCGCUGGUGCCGGGGCCGGGGGUGAUGGUAGCGUCGGCGGCGUGGCGGGUGUGGGGGUUGGGGCCGAGUUUGGGCCCUCCUGCAGCCCCCAGCAGCACCUGAAGAAGCCGCGCGUAGUCCUAGCCCCCGAGGAGAAGGAGGCCCUGAAGAGGGCCUAUCAGCAGAAGCCCUACCCCUCCCCCAAGACCAUCGAGGAGCUGGCCAACCAGCUCAACCUCAAGACCAGCACCGUCAUCAACUGGUUCCACAACUACAGGUCCCGCAUCCGCCGCGAGCUCUUCAUCGAGGAGAUCCAGGCGGCAGCAGGCGAGGGCGGUGCUCGCACGGCCGAGGGAGAGAGCAGCUGCGACGGCACCGAGUCCGACAGCGGCGGCGGCACCGGAGGAGGCGGUGGCAGCAUCGGGGGCGACGGGGAGAGGGGCAGGAGCGUCUCCAACAGCCCCAAGCCCAACCAUCACCACCACCACCCCCAUCACGGUCACCUCCCCCACCACCUGCACCCCUCCCAGGCCCAUCUCGCCGGAGACGACCCGGGCACCAGUGGCGACGGCUCCAAGCAGCCAGGUGGAGCUAUGGAGAGCCUGUUCGGGGCGGCCAUGGGUGGCGGUGGUGGAGCGGGCGGUGCGGUGGCUGGAGCGCCUGCCUCCUCCUCAUCCUCCUCUUCCUCCAGCGCCCCUAAGGACAGCAGCGUGCGGCGCAGGAAGGCAGCCAACCUCAACAACAUCAUACACCGACUGGAGAAGGCUGCCAACCGCGACGAGCUGGGGAACGAGUGGGAGUUCUGAGGUGGAGAGAGAGGGAAAGAAAGAAAGAAAGAGAAAGAGAGCGGAAAAGAAAGAAAGAAAGGAGAGAAAGUAAGAUGUGGUGGAGGAAAAUAUUGCGAAGUUCUCAAGAGGUUCUGCUUAUUUGAUUCUCUUCGGUUCCGUCGUCUCUUGCCCUGACGUGAGACUUUUUUUCGAGGGCAGAGAGCGCGUGAGAGAGAGAGAGAGAGAGAAAAGCUGAAAGACUUAAUUUAGCAUUAUGACUCCCAGUCCUGCAGGUUCCAGGGCUUGGACCAACGGAACUCUUAAAAAACAUGCACAAGGCAUCACUCACUCACUCACCCCCACCAGUCUCUAUGCGUUUAAAACAACAUACCAGAGACACAGAAGAAAAAGAACAACAACCCUCUUGAUGACACAUAGUGUUUGCCUUUUUCUAGAGAAAAUGAGGAGGCAUGUCAUCCUUUACUUGUAAUGUCUCCUGUCUGCGUGAGUGUGUGAGCGAGUGUAUAUACAGUAUACACGUGUUUCUUUGUCAAAGGGGGACGUUCUAAAAUAGUCUGAUAAGAAAUAGCCAAACGUCUGAAAAAUUCAAGAAAAAUAAGAAAAAAAAAUAAGUGAAGACAUUCUCCUCCACAAAAAAGCCUUCCCAUCACUUCCCACCUCAUGCCAUGUAUUGGCUAUGCAAGUUUCACAACAAUUAUUUUACGGUUCGAAAUUUUUAUGAUUAGAUCAUUUUCAUCAAAGAGCGAAAAAAAAAAGAAUUAUUUUCUAGCAGAGUUUUGCCAGUAAGAGAUUGCAGUCUGUUGACUCUAAACGACUACACUGCUUCGGAAUUCUAAAUGCAUAGGGUGGCCAGUGAUUCUUAGAACUAAAUGACAAACUUUUUUGAAAAGAUAAACAAAAAAAAACAACGUAGUUAAAAACUCACUUUAAAAAAAUCUCACACUUUAAAAAAAAAGAAGUUCAACAGGACAAUGCAAUAGACAGGAAUCCUGUUGUAGCUGGGUAGUGUUUUUUUUCUUCUUCAUACGGCAUGUAGACUACUCUGAGGUGUAGAGUCUUUGUUAUUUUCAUAGCUUUAAUGGACUCAGAGAACCCAGAAAGACUGUUUCAUACACUCCAUCCUUAGGCCAAAAUCAGGAAAAAUGUUAUUGAGGAAAAAAAAACACAAUGGUUUGUACAGUUUGUUGAGGAAUUGUUCCUGUUUUAGAUAUUUUUCAAAGAGAGAAAGAGUGUGACGAGCAAGAGCAUACGCGUCUUGACCUCACCAAGAGACCACACAUCAGACACCUCAACUAGGGCAGGCAGUUAUUGGAUGCACCCUAUAUACACACACACACACACACACACAUGAACACACACACACACACACACAUGUAUUGUUUCAUUGAGAAGCUCCAAGCUCACCUGUUCCGUCAGCACUUAGCAAUACCCAGUGUCUCCAUGUUGCCAAAGGUUUGGACUACCGUUGUUACAAAGCUCCAGCAUGUACAAAACUUAAUCAAAAUGGUCCUGAACUGCUCAAGUAGAUUUCUUGUUGUCUUCGUUCUUUGCACAGGCUGAGAUGUUUUUGAAGUUCUUGUCCCAAUUGAAAAAAAAAACCCCAACAAAACAAAGAAAGAAAUUAGGGCCCGCGACUCAAAGGGAGAUAAAAGGGGUUUUUUUCUGUCAGGCAGCUGGAAGACCGCCCUCCUCACAAAACGCCUGGGUCCUUCCAUGCUCUGCUGUCCUGUAUGCAUUGUUACCAGUGCUGGCUCAAGGACUGGACAUUUCUUUGGUGAGCAGGUGGCUGGGUGGGUGGUGGACCCACAAUUUCUUUUUUUUUAAAGUAGAAACUAAGGACUCCUGUGCUGUCGAUAAGAACCACACAAUGUUCCUGAUUCCGUCGUCUUCUCCCCAAGUGUAAGGACUUAGAUAGACGUAUGUCAGUAAGGAAAGGGGAGCAAUGUAGCCAGUGGACUUGGUGAUAAAAAUGAACAGCGAGCAUUAAAACACGCUUCCUGGAUGCCCUAGAGUCGGGAGCAGGGGGCAAUAGAACACAAGGUCACCAUGACGAGCUCAGAGGUCAACGGAGCAGAAGUUACAAGCGUCGCCACGGUAACGCUAAAACAAAACCCAUCAAAGAGCCCAACCAAACAAUCCUACCACCACCACCACCACCUCUACCACCGUCACCAGUCCCCACAGAGUCUGCCUGCCCACUGCCUCUCCUAUGUGUGUGUGUGUGGGUGUGUGUGUUGGGGGGUGGGGUGGGUGGGUUGUUCAACGUAUAUAUUUUCUAGGUCUGUGUGGUUUCUACUUGUAUAUAUGUGCACACAUAUCGAGUGCGUAACUGCCACCCUUGUCUGUGUAAGCUCCUUUAGAAGCUACAUGACUUCGUACACAUUUAGGUUACAUUCAUUUUAUCAUAUAAGAGACUCACAAUAGUUAACCCCUUUGUUUCUUUUAUUGUUUAUUUUUUUGAGUGUUUUAUCGAUUAUUAUUAUUUUUGUCUAUUUAUAGAUGCUGUAUUUUACAUAUUAAUGUCUUAUUCUGAUUUUAAGUUUUGUUAUUUUUAUUUUAUGGAAGGGACUAUGUGUGGUCAGGUUACACUUUUUAAAAAAAGACUGCAGGCAGUAUAUGGCUUAUACUUGUGAUCCAUGUCUGUUUUUUGAAUUCAAAUAAUAAUAAUUAUAUGGAUAGUGUCAUGUAUAUUCUAUUUUAAAAAAAACAAUUGAGCUGGAUGAGUUAACACAGUGUUCAGUGUUGAUACAGUACAUAUUAUCAUCGUUAGGUGUGUGUGCAUUUAUUACUUUGUAACUCCUCCCUUUUUUGUCAUUUAAAACUUCGGUCUUUAUUUGCUUUCAUGUUUUUUUUAAAUUUUAUUUAGAAAUAUUUGUGUCAGUCUUUCGGUAGAAGUGUACCUAGUAUACCACGAGAGCCAUGCUGUAGGCUGUGAGCCUGCUCAUGCAGCUGAUGGCUUAGACUAGACGAUGUUGCUCCUUGCGCGUACGUUAGCAUAGAGCUGACGAACAAGGAUGCGAGAGGAGCGAGUUCAGUGGGUCCUAGACCGGGGGAGUUUCAGACAACUCUGCAAACCCCACAUCACCCCUACAGCUUAUCCAGCUCCAGUAGCUUUGGCGUUAGCAUAGCGCUGAGGAUCAAGGAUGCGAUGCGCGUUGGUCUAUGGAGUCCCAGGCUAGGAGACUCGGCCGAGCUUUAGAUAGCUAAAUGGAGCCCGAGUUACCUCUACUGCUCAUCCAGCUGCAUCAUCUUUGGCUCUUUGAUGUCGAUUUGAUUUAACUCGAUUAACUCGUCAACGUUGUUAUUGAGAAUUUAAGUCCUUCCUUAAUGGUCUGCAGGCCAUGUGUCCCAACCAUGUUCUUUUUAUUUCUGUAUCAUUUUUUUGAUCUGUUGAGAGGAUCGUUGCCCGAUACUGGUGCUGACUUUGAUUAUUAUUAUUAUUAUUAUUAUUGUCGUUAUUAUUAUUAUUAUUAUUUGCUGUUUUGGCUGCUUUCGUGAGGAAGACGAAAGAAGCUGUGAGUGUCUUUUAAGCACUAGCUGAUCACAAGACUAAUGCGUACCAUGCCAAUUACAAGCUCAAACGCAAUACACUAGUAACAAGCACUUAAGGGGUUACUGAACGUUUUUGUUUCUUAUCACUUAGAGCUGACUACAUCGGUUGAUGCUUUGAAUUUAACAACUCAUUGUUAAUUUGAAAAGUCAUUCUCUGUCUCUAUUUUUAUUUAACCUUCAAUGUUAUUAAAUAUAUUCUACAUGAUUAUGUGAUAAUUAUGUAGUGGUACACAGAAUUGCAUAAGAAUGCAAAUAUGAAGUACAAUACUGAUGUGAGUUUAAAAAUGUUAACACGUCCCAAUAUGUUGCCUUAACACCUGGAGAAUUCAAUAUGAAGCACAGAAGUCCCCAACUGAAACACUUAAAUAGCUCCAAUCUCCUGUUUUAAACUGAUGCUAUUGUCCCACAAUAGUGCAUGUAUAUGAAAAUAGAACAACCACAAGAAAAAGAAAAAAGGAAUUCCCUGUUGGCAAACAUACAGCUUUACAUUUUUUCUUCAUGAGCUGUAUUUUUUUUUUUCUUCUGAGGACUGCUUUGAGUGAACGUUGUGAAAUAUUUGGCCCAUGAAAAAAAGGCAUUGUGCUUAGUAUCGCAAACAGCCAUUGAAGGAUGUGUUUGAGACUCACUCGAAGAUGCCUUACACAUUUUGUUGUCCAGCCCCCCUCCCCCCAAACUGCAUGGUUGAAAACCUAAGUCUUCCACCUGGCCAAGCCAGGCAUUGUACAGUGCACAGCACACACCCCAAGCCCCCAUGCCUUCUCACCAGUGCAACAUUUUUGACAACUCAAACGCUACUGAAAAAAAGGCAUACACAACUCUAAAAGCACAGAGAUCUCAAAACACAACAGCUAAGCUUUUUUUGUGUGCUUCAAUUUUAGCCUUACACUAGAUUAAAAACAAAACAAAAAUAAACACAAAACUAUGGAAGCAGUUGUGACUGAGGGCUCCAUUUUAUGGAUCUGUAAGAGCAUUUUUUUAUACAGCCCAAAUGACUGUUACCAGAGGAAUUUGAUGUUAACUUAGCACUACUGUAAAGUUUCUUUAUUUCACUCCAAAAAGCAUAGAGUUGGUUGUUGGAUCCGUACACCAAGGGAGGGAGGGUGUAUAGGCCCAACUUGCAACAGCAUACCUCUAAAACUCCUGUAGAAGUGACUAGUUCUAUCUGUUGCCGUCAAGUGAGAGCGAGGUUUGAGCUUUGAUGAAGCUGAGAAAUUGUGAGAGCUGAGAUUCCUUGAUUGUUUCUAUCUCAUGUCCAUGUUUGUGUUACAACAAAAGUUACAACAAAUUGAGGGCUUUCCUUCGAGAGUUAAAAUUACAGUGACUGGUGAAGACCGAUUCAGAAGGGGACUCCUUUAGUCCCCGAUACUCCUCUGUCAUCUCUAAAUAGAUUGGUUGUUAUAGUAUAGCAGUUGGGUACAUGAUACUUUUCUAUGCGGCCCUUGCUGAAGUGGUUGUACACAUGUAAAACCAGCUUAUAUGAAACUGCUCUUAAAUUUUGCCCAAAAAAAGUGGUAAAGAAAAACCGCCUUGUGGCUUAAUUGAUUUAAAUUGUUUUUAAAUUCUCAUGAGGAACAAGAGUAGUUUUUAGAAGACAGGCCUCUCCUACUUCCUACCCAUGUCAUACAGCAUCUCAUAUUGACCUUUGACCUCUUGUGCCCAAUUCUACUCAGCAUGUUCACGGUUCUCAUCGUCAUUCACAUUCUCACUCUGUUUUUCUCAGUUUGUAUCAAGCAAAACAGCCAUAGGUCCCUCCUUCUCACUGUCCCCGUGUCACAUGGCUUAAUAAUGUGGUUGGUUGGGUGAAACCCCACUGCAUAGUGGCUGUACGUGUGUGUAUGCGUGCGAUGGCUCUGAUUCACCUUGGGCCGCUAGACUGGUACAGAACACACAGUGCACACUAGAAUACUCCACCCCAUCGCUCCCAAUCCAUACUGACAUCUCUCUUCAUUUUACUUUCAUCAUAUUGUUCAAUUGUUUUGUUUCUGUUUCUUGUUUUGAUGCAGGAUGUUAGCGUUUUCAUGUAAUGACAUAAUUGAAGUAUGUUGGUGCCAGUCUUGCCAGUUGUUGUAUUUCAAAAGCUCUGUUCAUCAGCCCAUCUUGUUCAAUCAUAUUAUUUUUCAUUAUUUCUCUGGUUUCAUCUUGUGCUCUCUCUCUUGUUUUUGAUUGUUGUCUUUUGAUCUGUGUUGCCUCAGCUGAUCAUCCUGUAGAUGCAUUGCACUAAUGAGUAAUGAGCUGGGAGGCAUUGGCAUUGGAUUAGCAAAGCCCCAAACCAACACUGGUUCACAAGGAGAGUGGACGGCAUCCAUUUUGUUUUGUUUUUGUUUUCUGUGCAGGAUUUUCAGUUGCUUGCCUCAAGCUCUGUUACGUGUUUGUCCUUUUCAAAGCUAGAAACAUGAACACAAUGUCCAGUCCUCUCACUUGUUCAGGUAGACCAUGUACAAAUAUUUGCAAAACCAAUGUCUUUCAUUUUGGUCAAAUUUCAGGGGAUUUAUCCUUUGCAAAUAUUUUUCUAUAGAACUAAAGUAGAUUUCUAUAGAUACUAUGGAGGAUUUCGUAUUAAAUUGUACAGAAAAAAAUACUAUAACCUUGUAUCCUUUCUUAACAUCAGUAAACACCAGUAAAACAUUAUCUCUCUUUUUUUUGUUAUAAAUGUAAGUAGUGGUAGAUUUUAUAGUGAAUUUUGUCCAUAUGAAGACCUUAAAGACCUCACUUUCCUUAACUCUGAAAAGUUUGAACUCACAAGACAUGAUUUGAAUAUGCAGUUUGGUAGACAGCUUUCACUGUAUGAACUGACCCUCUCCCAGUCAUGAACAUCUCCUCACCAUUUGCCAGCACUUAGCAUCUCUCCACAACAGAUUUCAUGUAAUUCCUUAUUCAACAUUAACUCAUUGGGACACUGUUGUAGACUGUUAAAUUUUUUUGGUUUGUUUUUAUUUUUUAAAACAAAUAAUGUGCGGGUGUGAGAUUAUCCAAAAUGUGGAGGCUGAACACUUGAACAUACAAAAAAAUAAUCUGUCCUUUCUUUGUGUUUGUGUACGUGAUAACCUGUAGCCAAACACCAUAGAUGAUGUAAACAUUACAAUGAAUGGGCUGUGGUGGUCUCUCCUUCAGUCUGUAUUGCGCCAUCUGUUGAUUCACUUUGUCACUACACUGAUAGCGUCUUUUCCAUUACGGAAUCUCAGUCUGAGGCAUUUCAUUGGAGCAGGGGGAUGAAAUGUUUUAUACGAAGAGGAGGGUAAAUAAUGUUUUGUUUAUGGAUAUGUUAUGAAAUGUUCAGAGAUCAUCCUCCAACACAGGAUAUAUUAGUCAAAGCACACUGAAUAGCAGUAUAUAUUAUUUUCACAGAAAAAAAGAAGACAUGAAUAAUUUCUUUAUAUGUCGUAAAUAAAUUGGAGGUGUGUGUGGUGGAAUGGACAGCAAAUGUUUUCUACCAAAUGUCUCUUCCCGACACCACUUUAGAGGGACGUCUGUACCAAACAUUAAACGCAGCUGAAACCAUUACUCGAUGAAUAAUCAAAUUAAUUUGUGCCAUAUAUAUCUGAUUUUUUUUGUGUGAUACCAGAAACUGAAUAUAUUAUCAUUUAUCAAUCCAGUCAACCAAAAAUGACUUUUGUCAACAAAAUGAGAAAAAAAUAAAGAAACAGUACAGCGGUACAUAGUGGUAAAGAUUGUGUCAAAGAGUUGCAUGGUCUGGCACCCCUCUUGGUCGAUAUUCCACGGGGGGGUAUGAACGAAAUGGGGCUUAGCAAAGUGUAUUUCUUGGAAAAAAUGGAAAAAUCAAAAGGAAUCAGCUUAGGGGGAUCUGCUUGUAUGUACAUCAUGUGCAAAUGUUGUGUGGCCCUUUAAGGGCAGCACUUGUUUUGUUUUUUUGUUUUGUUUUGUUUGUUUAUUUGUCUUGCCCCCCCCCCCCUUUUGUUCCUCUAACUUGGCUGGUCCUGUUGUUUCUAUAAGCUCAGGUGGAUACUCCUUUUAUCCUGUUGGUCUUAGUGCUCUCUCCCUCCAGUGGGCUGCCCUCCGCAGCUGUCUGCUGUUUUUCUACACCGAAAAAAGAUAUAUAAAUAAUUCUAUAUAUAAAUAUAUAUAUAGAUAGGUUUUAAAAGCUGCGGGAUGUUAGUAUUGAUUCAUCCUUAACGUGAAAUACAAAAAGAAAAAAAAUGCCAUUUAAGUUCUUUUUUUUGGGAUUGAUCUCAUUUGUUUUGUUCAUUUGUUUGUUUUCAUGUAAUCACCUAGCCUGUUCUCAGCACUGUACAAUGGUCCCUGUCUGAUACAGAAAAGCAAUAUCACUGUACGAUACUCACUAUGUAUUUCUGUUGUUGUUGUUAUUACUAUUCACUAGCACCCUAGGUGUGAUAAUUGAAGUAAAUAUCUUUUAUACAAACACAAGGAUUGUGUGGCA
Messenger RNA from Engraulis encrasicolus (European anchovy), 13366 nucleotides. It is a transcript of the gene cux1a, whose product is annotated as cut-like homeobox 1a. The transcript has 26 exons. The coding region runs from base 118 to 5436 and encodes 1772 amino acids. Gene Ontology annotation, cellular component: nucleus. Gene Ontology annotation, molecular function: DNA-binding transcription factor activity, RNA polymerase II-specific; RNA polymerase II transcription regulatory region sequence-specific DNA binding. Lineage: Eukaryota; Metazoa; Chordata; Actinopteri; Clupeiformes; Engraulidae. Gene Ontology annotation, biological process: regulation of transcription by RNA polymerase II. The record is from RefSeq and is a predicted model, not a curated record.